UCUUUCACGAGCUUCACUCAGCUGUGCUCUCAUCGAUCCGCCCCGAGACUUUUGGCAGGAGGAAACCCGUUUCGACUGCGGCUCCUUCUUCCCCCUCCAAGAUGGAGGCCUUAGGGGGCUACCCUGCCAAGUCCUCCAACCCGAAAGCGAAAAAGUUAACAGUUCUGCUGAGCAUGACAGUCGGCGUGGGCUGUUUGUUCCUCCUGCAGACGCAGCUGGUGAAGCCGAGAAAACCAGCGGACUUUUAUUCUUUCGAGGUGAAAGACGCGAAGGGGAGGACGGUCUCCCUGGAGAAGUACCGAGGAAAAGCUUCCUUGGUUGUAAACGUGGCGAGUCACUGCGAGCAUACGGAGGCGAACUACAGGUCUCUGCAGGAGCUCCACCGGGAGCUGGGCACCUCUCACUUCAACGUGCUGGCCUUCCCCUGCGGUCAGUUCGGGGACACAGAGACCGGGACCAGCCGGGACAUCGAGGCUUACGCUAAGUCCACCUACGGCGUCACCUUCCCCUUCUUCAGCAGGAUCAAAAUAAUGGGCUCAGAGGCCGACCCUGCCUUCAGGUUCCUCACAGAUUCUGUGCAGAAAAUCCCAAAGUGGAACUUCUGGAAGUUUCUGGUGAAUCCAGAGGGGAAGGUGGUCCGGUUCUGGCGAACGGACGAGCCCAUGGAGAGCGUUAGGCAAGAGGCCACAGCGUUGGUGCGAGACAUCAUCCUGAAGAAACGGGUGGAGCUAUGAUGGAGCUCGUCUGUAGAUGAUGGACACAUUUCUCUGUGUGACGUCUGUGUUUCCUGUGCUUUGACAGCAGAGGGACGACUGGACUGUGAACUGUUACAGCGAGUGUGGUUGGGUGAUGUUUCCCUCCAGAAACAUGCGGGCUGGAAAGAGCCACGAAGGCAGUGGAGGGUUGUCAAAAUGUGUGUGAGAGUGUGUGUGUGUUCCUGUGGAGACCAUCCUGUGGUUAAUAAUGACAGUCGUGAUGACCACUGCUGCAGCUGAAGGACUGUUUAACCAUUCAGGUGUUGGAUCUUACAGUCGUUCAGUUUGGCUUAGUUUCUGCUUUGUACCAUCUGUCUCUGACGUUUACAUCAAAGUCCAUCCUUCCUUCAGUGAGGCGUUUCAUUUUGGCCCUUUCUGACUGAUUUGAGCCUCGCGAAUUGUGAAGCUUCCACUCCGAGAAUAAAAGUAUUUCGUAAUUAUUUCA
Molecule: messenger RNA, 1200 nt
Organism: Scatophagus argus
Lineage: Eukaryota; Metazoa; Chordata; Actinopteri; Scatophagidae
Gene: gpx8
Product: glutathione peroxidase 8 (putative)
Exons: 3
Coding region: 102-734 (210 amino acids)
Biological process (GO): response to oxidative stress
Molecular function (GO): glutathione peroxidase activity
Source: RefSeq, a predicted model, not a curated record